UAUUUACUCCGCCCAUCGUGGGGUGGGAUUGUAGAAGUGCCAAUAAUCUCACUGUUUGGGGAAGAGCUUGGCUGAGUGGCGGUCAGUAUCGGGGCUGCGGUCUGGGAAAAACGAACCUUGCUCAUCAGCUCCGUGCUUACGAGCCCGCUACUCUCGAGUCCAACCAAAUAUCCUGUUGAGAACCUACAUCUCACAACCCAAAUGGCUCAAUGGGAGAGGCUGCAAAAUCUUGACAGCCCAUUUCAGGACCAACUGGACCAGCUCUACUUAUCCAGCAUCCUGCCAGUGGACAUACGACAGCACUUGGCUAUCUGGAUUGAAGACCAGAACUGGCAGGAAGCUGCACUAAGCAAUGAUAAUUCCAAGGCCAACAUGCUAUUCUUCCAUUUUGUGGACCAGCUGAACAAUGAAUGUGGCCGCUGCAGCCAAGACCCAGAGUCCUUACUGCUACAGCACAAUUUGCGAAAAUUCUGCCGGGACAUUCAGGCCUUACCCCAGGGUGCUACUCAGUUGGCUGGAAUAGUCUUUAAUCUCCUUCUGGAAGAGAAAAGAAUUCUGAACCAGGCUCAGAGGGCUGAGGUGGGGCAAGGAAAUCCAACUCUUGAAGUACCUGGGGAGAGCCAGCAGUCUGAAAUUGAAUCCAGGAUCCGGGAUUUAAGGAUUAUGAUGGAGAGACUGGUGAAGUCCAUCAGACAAGUGAAAGACCUUAAUGAUGUCUUCAGCUUCCGAUACAUGGUAGUCAUUAAAGGGAAUACAGGAAAGACCUCCUCCUCGGACCUGCAUCAUAACAGACAGCUGCAGCUUGUGCAAGAAACUCUCAAUGAGCUGGACAAAAGGAGAAAGGAGGUGCUGGAUACCUCCAAAGCGCUGAUAGGCCGACUGACUACCCUUGUCGAACUACUGCUGCCAGAGUUGGAUGAAUGGAAAGUCCAGCAGCAAAAAGCCUGCAUUGGAGCACCACUAAAACCUGAGCUGGAACAGUUGGAGAAAUGGUUCACAGCUGGAGCAGAGCUUUUGUUUCACCUGCGGCAGCUGCUGAAACAGCUGAAGGAAUUAAGCAACAUGGUUCACUAUGAAGGCGACCACCUGAAAAAAGGGGUAGAGCUGCUGAAUGCCCCUGUCACAGAGUUGCUACAGCGUCUGCUGCAUAGAGCCUUUGUGGUAGAGAAACAGCCCUGCAUGCCGCAGACUCCCCAUCGGCCCCUCAUCCUAAAGACUGGGAACAAGUUUACUGUCCGAACAAGGCUGCUGGUAAGGCUCCAGGAAGGAAAUGAGUUACUAACGGCCGAGGUCUCCAUUGACAGGAAUCCUCCUCAGUUACAUAGCAGCUUCCGAAAAUUUAACAUUUUGACCUCAAACCAGAAAACUUUGACUCCUGAAAAGGGGCAGAGACAAGGCUUAAUUUGGGACUUUGGCUUCCUGACACUGGUGGAGCAGCGUUCAGGUGGCUCAGGAAAGUGCAGCAAUAAAGGUCUGCUGGCUGUGACAGAGGAGCUGCACAUCAUCAGUUUCACGGUCAAAUACAGAUACCAGGGUCUGCAGCUGGAUCUGAAGACGGACACUCUCCCUGUGGUGAUUAUUUCUAACAUGAACCAGCUCUCCAUUGCCUGGGCCUCGGUUCUCUGGUUCAAUCUGCUCAGCCCAAACCCCCAGAACCAGCAGUUCUUCUCCAGCCCCCCUGCGGCCCCCUGGAGCUUGCUGGGCCCUGCUCUCAGUUGGCAGUUCUCCUCCCAUAUUGGCCAAGGCCUCAACCCAGAGCAGCUGGCUAUGCUGAAAGAGAAGCUGUUUGGGAAGACCUCUAAGAUGGAGAAUUUGUUGUCCUGGGCCGACUUCUGUAAGCGAGAGAGCCCCCCUGGCAAGGUACCAUUCUGGACAUGGCUGGACAAAAUUCUGGAACUGGUGCAUGACCACCUGAAGGAUCUGUGGAAUGAUGGGCGCAUCAUGGGCUUCGUGAGCCGGAACCAAGAGCGCCGGCUGCUGAAGAGGACUAUGUCUGGCACGUUUCUGCUGCGGUUCAGUGAAUCUUCGGAAGGGGGCAUUACCUGCUCCUGGGUGGAGCACCAGGAUGAUGAUAAGGUGGUCAUCUACUCUGUGCAGCCCUACACUAAGGAGGUGUUGCAGUCCCUCCCACUGACCGAAAUCAUCCGCCACUACCAGCUGCUCACUGAGGAGAACAUACCUGAGAACCCACUGCGCUUCCUGUAUCCCCGAAUCCCCCGUGAUGAGGCCUUUGGGUGCUACUACCAAGAAAAAGUUAAUCUUGAGGAACAGAGGAAAUACCUGAAACGUAAGCUCAUUAUGGUCUCUAACAGGCAGGUGGAUGAGCUACAGCAACCUCUGGAGUUUAAAGAGGAGCCAGAAUGGGAGUCCUUAGAGCUGGAGCAAAGGCUGAUGUCAAACCUAGAGCCGGGGAUAGGCCUGGAGUUAGGGCCACUAUUGGAGACAAAGCUGGAUCUGAGAUCAACGCUGGAGCCUACAUUGGAUCCCACUCUGGAGCCAGGGCUGGACCUGGGGUCAGGGCUACAGCCUAUACCAGAUCCCACUGUCUUUAUAACAUCACAGCCAGUACCAGAUUCAGAUUUGCCUCAGGAUCUGCAGCACUUAAGCACUAUAGACAUGGAAAUCUUCAGGAACAGUGUGAAUAUUGAAGAUAUCAUGCCGAACGGGGACCCACUGUUGGCUGGCCAGAUGAACUUGGAUGAGACUUACAUUUCCUGCCCCAGCCAUUUCUGCACAGAUGGACCCUUGAAUCCAGACUGCUAGAAUUAAAGCUAUAUUUCUUCUGUU
This is a messenger RNA of Cavia porcellus (domestic guinea pig), 2787 nucleotides long. It is a transcript of the gene Stat2, whose product is annotated as signal transducer and activator of transcription 2. Gene Ontology annotation, molecular function: RNA polymerase II cis-regulatory region sequence-specific DNA binding; DNA-binding transcription factor activity, RNA polymerase II-specific. The coding region runs from base 202 to 2763 and encodes 853 amino acids. Gene Ontology annotation, biological process: type I interferon-mediated signaling pathway; response to peptide hormone; defense response. Lineage: Eukaryota; Metazoa; Chordata; Mammalia; Rodentia; Caviidae. The record is from RefSeq and is a predicted model, not a curated record. The transcript has 24 exons.